Epinephelus moara (kelp grouper) is the source of this 1543-nucleotide messenger RNA. RefSeq names its product transmembrane protein 192 (gene tmem192). The transcript has 6 exons. Lineage: Eukaryota; Metazoa; Chordata; Actinopteri; Perciformes; Serranidae. Gene Ontology annotation, cellular component: late endosome; lysosomal membrane. The coding region runs from base 105 to 896 and encodes 263 amino acids. The record is from RefSeq and is a predicted model, not a curated record.
CCGGAAGUGCCUGUUCGCCCCGCCCUCUUGGUAGUAUGUAAGCUAAUGGUUGUUUGUUGUUGUACUUUUAUUUUUUCUUUAAAAACAUCGAACACCGACACAAAAUGGACUCAAAGGGACCCUCUCUUUAUGCACCGGCAGGCCCCUCAUUAGACAUGUCACGAAGCAUAGAGGAGGAGUCUUUGGUGGAUGGACCUCUGAUCUCUGCUGACGCCCUCCACUCUGCCAUCAGGAGGGAAUUUCAGACUAUACCAACACCCUGCCAUGCUGUCCUCCUGUCUCUACUGCAUGUUGUGUUCGUGGUGUUGUCAAUAUGUUUGGCGGUGCUGUGUGUGCUGGAAUUUGGCCAACAGGAGGUGUGUAUGAGCAUUUUGGGUAACGUGCGAGGCGACAGCAUCAUUGUGUUUGGGAAGGUGUGUUUGUGGGUGCUGGUGCUGUUCUUCACUGCGUGUGCACAGCACCACCACAGCCAGGCCAGGAGCAGAGGAUACCUGCGCUUCUACAGACAGAUGCAGGGACUGAAGCACCUGCCGCUCUCCGUGCACUCUACAGGGAAUGUUCUGUUGCUGGUUGUUCUGGCUGCACAUUUAUCAACAACUGUGCACACCUGCAUGCUGCUCAGCGUCCUGGGGAUUGAGCUCUUGGUGGCAUUGCCAUGCCUCAUCCACUACACAGUCCAGGUGAUGCGGUUCAACAGGGCGCGAGCUGCACCAGACGUGAGCCAAGAAGAGCAUUCACACACCUACAGUGUUACGAACCUGCCGACUGAGACUGGAUUCAGAGAGGGCUCCAGUCUGGAGGAGGUUGUGGAGAAGCAGGCCGACCUGAUCGAGUACCUGAAACAGCACAACACCUUGUUGAGCAAGAGGCUGCUCAACCUCUCCGCUCAGCACUGACCGCAGUCCAGCCUCCUCCUCCUCCUCCUGCCUGUAAACCAGAGCCUGAUCAUCUGAACACUCCACUCUCUCAACACGAAGGAGAGGGGGAUCCGUGGGUUUGAAAGAGGAUGAGAAGCUAAAAAAAACAGUGGAUAAAAGACUAAAAGUAAGGAAAUCCCUGUGCACACAAGCACCUGUGACUUAAGACAGGCGGGCCUCUGCACGAGGCACCUGAGAUGGAAAGAUAACGCGGGAGGAGGUGAGCUGUAAGUGGAGGAAAGUUAAAGAGGGGUGGAGGAGGAGGAGAGGAGUCAUGGGUCACAGAUCAGAGGUGAGGGGUUUUUAUCACUGUGUUACGACCCCCGGUGACCCACGUCCGCUGCCGCUUGUGUUACUGUGAGAGAAUCAGAAGUGGUGAAAUUGUUUUAGAAAUCAUCUGCACUAAAGAGGAACUGACAGACAAGGGGAUACAGGGGGGAGAGGUUAUUACGUAUCAGGGUCAAACAAGAGAAAGAGAUGGUGUAACUCUGUAAAUUGUCCGCAAGUGCUUUUUUUUUAUCUGUCUGAAUGUGUAAAUGCUUUGUUUGGUAGCAGUUUUCUUUCUAUCUGUUCAAUCACUGAGUUUGUGUGUUUGUGGUCACAUUCCAAUAAAUAUGUAAUAUACA